AUGGCAAAAGUGAUUAGAAGUAUGUUUUAUAUCACAAAGUUCUAUACAAUGUCGUUGAAGAUGGCGUUCUAGUUGAGCACGGAGCGGCUCCUCCUUUUGACGCCUUCUUCUUCUCUUCACGUCAGAUAAUAGGGUCUAAAGUUGUUUUUUGAGAAGAUUCUGAAAAGAAAAACGUACUUUUUGAAAUUAACGAUCUUUUGCGAAGCAUCGGAUUCUGUCGCGUCGGAAGAGAAGACGAUGAGACAAGACUAGCAAUAACUGUUCUUAUCGAAAACAACCAAUUGUCCCUGAACUUUGAACUUCCACGUGGAAAGGUCACAUUCUUAUCACAAUUCCACGUAAACAAAACGUGGCUAUUUUUGAGCGGUAGAGCGUGGUUUCCAACCCGUUCUAGCAAUAAUAGUUCAAACUUUCACUUUGAGCCCCUUCCAGACCGCUGGGUGUACCGUCCGGACAACAAAUGGACGCGUUAUCUGCCGCGCCGUAACGACGCCGUCAAAGAGUUCGAUUACGAGAAGAACGGCGCCUCGCUGAAGCAUUACAUCGAGGAGAUUCCGGAGGAGCAGAAGCCGAAGACCGCCUCCAAACUGUGGAUGGCCUGGCUUUACAGGGAUCUGGCCGGCGAGCCGACGUGGACGAAAAAACACGUGGAGAGCCUGUUUGGCGCGAAUUUUAAGGUAAGACAUGAGUUUUGGCUAUAAUCUUUCUGAAAUUCAACCAGCUCAUUUCUAAACAGAUUUCCUCGUUAUUGAGUCAACAUUUUGACAAUUUCCCGCAAAAACUGAAAGCCACUCCGAUUUCUACAGGUCGGCCGAAUGGAAUUGUUCCGAAACAGUGCGCUCGUCAACGAAGAACUCUGGAAAGUGAAGCAUCUGAUUGAGCUGCGACCGGUGACGUUCAAAAACGGCGUGGAGCCGACAGAAGAGGACGUCUUCUCGACGAAACUGGCGCCGAACGGAGAGUGUGAAGUGCUGCAGGGCGGCCACGUGGCAAACGAGACGGAGCUGCGAUUGGCGGACGGAAAGCAGUGGAGCCGGAAGGAACUGGCGCGCGACCUCAGCAAAAAGUACCAUCGCUACCAGAGUGUCUUCGAGCAGAACGUCUACACGCCCUCCAAUAUCACCGUUCUCAAGUAG
Caenorhabditis sp. 36 PRJEB53466 is the source of this 1136-nucleotide messenger RNA. NCBI's taxonomy places the organism in Eukaryota, Metazoa, Nematoda, Chromadorea, Rhabditida, Rhabditidae. The record is from the annotation of a GenBank genome assembly.